AUGUAAAGGAGAUAAGAUUCAAACAAUAACAGAAUUCGAAUAUGUAUCGACCGUUCAGUUGAAGUUAGGAAUACUCGACAAAAUUUGUCGCCGUUAUAAUCAAAUCAUUUGAUAUCUCCUUAAAUAUACAAACACCUAAAAUUACCCUCAAUCAAGCAAUCAAGAUCUCCGAGUGCCAGAAAUCAAAAAAAUAAUGCAAAAAAUGUUUCAUUACUCAAUUAACAAACAACUGAGCUCAUCAAAAAGUUAUCGUACAAUAGUGUAAAAUAAAAACAUCACAGAUUCAUCACAGAAAACAAACGUAAGAGCUCAUUAAGUUAAAAUAAAUUGGAACCAUAAACCAAGUUAACUUCAAAAGUAAUUUUAAAUUGAGUAUAAGCGAACUCGAUCAAUUUCCAAUAUGGUUUCCAAAAAUUCAUUAAUUGUUUCAACAUAAUUCGAAGAAGAAGAGGAGUUGUCAAACCAAAUCAAAUUGCAUACUAAUCUCCCCUAAAAUUAAAUUAAGAUAGAAAUUAUUGAUAAAGUUUAAUCGAACUAUGAACAAUCACAAAAUAGAUAUGCAAAGUUCAAGGCACAACAAUAACAACUACAAAAUGAAAGUUAUCAAAAGAGUGAUAAUUAAGAAUUAAACAGUCUAAGACAAUCCUUAUUUUCUAUCAUCGAAAAUAGUAGAGUCUAAAGACAUAAAUUUUAUUAAUUUGGAAACACAGAUCAAUAACUAUAAUUAUUGGAACAAUUAUAUUUGUAAAACGAAAAGCUUGUUAAAAAUUAUGUCUAAAUCAGAUAAGAAGCCCAGCAACUUGAUUAGAAAGUUAAAUCCCUCUCAAAUCAAAGAAGGCAAUUUAGAAUAUAGUGA
Messenger RNA from Paramecium octaurelia, 856 nucleotides. The record is from the annotation of a GenBank genome assembly. Lineage: Eukaryota; Ciliophora; Oligohymenophorea; Peniculida; Parameciidae.